Messenger RNA from Diabrotica virgifera virgifera (western corn rootworm), 910 nucleotides. RefSeq names its product scoloptoxin SSD976-like. Lineage: Eukaryota; Metazoa; Arthropoda; Insecta; Coleoptera; Chrysomelidae. The coding region runs from base 46 to 858 and encodes 270 amino acids. The transcript has a single exon. The record is from RefSeq and is a predicted model, not a curated record. Gene Ontology annotation, cellular component: extracellular region.
AUGUUUGAAAACUUUACAAAAUAACUGAAAAAUAUAUUUUUUAAUAUGACUCUUCAUAUAAAAUUAAUGGUUGUGAUUAUUUUAAUGAUCUCUAAUAUAACUUAUUCCUGGGACAAAUGCAAAGAAAAAUGGCCAAAUUGUGCAGAUGGUACAACGAAUGUAGUGUGUUUAAGAGGCGGUCAUUGUCGUCAUAUUAAAAGCAGUUGUGUUUCUUUGCCAAUGGAUGAUGAGUUUAGAAAUCAUCUUUUGCGAGAACACAAUAAUUUGAGAAAUUUUAUAGCAAGCGGAAAAGAAAAACAGGGCGGUGCUCCGUCUGCAGCCAAUAUGAUGGUUCUUAAUUACGACUUUGAUCUCGAAUACUCAGCUUCUUGCACCGCUAAUAAAUGUGAAAUGAAACACGAUAAAUGUUUAGCUACAAAAAAAUUUAAAUCUGUAGGACAAAAUCUUCAUGCAGGAUCUGCACAAAAAUCCCAAAUGUCAGCAGUAAAAGCGUGGUAUAAGGAAAUUAAAAAUAUGUCUGCACAAGAUUUCGAGAAGUUCGAAUUUAGGAUGGAAACUGGACACUUUACUCAAGUUGUCUGGGCUAAGACGACGCGCAUUGGAUGCUCAAGAGCGCACGAAGGAAACAAUUAUUAUUUAGCUUGUAAUUACGGUCCUGCAGGAAAUGUUAAGGGUGGCUCUAUUUACAAAACAGGUGAAACUGCAUCACAAUGUCCCGAUGACGUCAAAAGUCGGAAGUAUCCCAGCCUAUGCGGAUUCGCUUACGAUGCCAAUGUUGCAGUAAAUUUGCAUGCUAUAGAAGACAUAAUAUAUGGCUAUAUAUUUAUUUCACUUUAUGUACUUUUUUUAUCGUUCUAAUUGUAUGUAGCAUAUUCCAAGGUUUUUCAUAAGUAAAAGUAAGUAAAUUGUU